GCAAAGGCACUCGGGGGCCACUUCACCUUUGUGAUGACUUGACUGUGUGAUAUCCGACUUGGAGAAGCAGUUUGGAUGCUCAGCGCGCUGCAUUGUGCUCUGCUGCUACGCUGACAGAGAGAACGAGCUGAAAGUGCAGUUUAAAAAAAAAGAAAGAAAGAAAAAAACACUUCAGGUUUCUCUGGUGAAGUCCCGCUUCUCUCUGCAGCGGGGUGGUGGUGUAUCCGACGCACCGACUUGUUGCCCCAGCUCAGCUGUGAGGGGCCCUCGGCUGUUGUGUUGCGUGUCCGACCUACAAGUCAGCGACAGGACUUAAAAGCCUGCUGUAAGGAUGAUGUCCUACAUAAAGCAACCCCAUUACACCAUGAACGGGUUAAAUUUGCCUGGCCCCGGAAUGGAUGUGCUUCAUACAACCGUCGCUUAUCCAUCCACACCCCGGAAGCAGCGUAGGGAACGCACAACCUUCACGCGGACACAGCUGGACAUCCUGGAGGCGCUGUUCUCCAAGACCCGCUACCCAGACAUCUUCAUGAGGGAGGAGGUGGCCCUCAAGAUCAACCUGCCUGAGUCACGUGUGCAGGUUUGGUUUAAAAACCGUCGCGCCAAGUGCCGUCAGCAACAGCAGCAGAGCAGUGGCCAGUCCAAGCCCCGCCCUCCCAAAAAGAAGGCCUCUCCAGUGCAGGAGCCCAGCGCCCCUGAUCCUGUUCCUAACCCAUCUAGCUCCUACAGCCCAUCCUCUGCCCAGUCAGGCCCCAGCCUGGCGCCAAGCUCCAGCGCUGGAAACACUGCCGUGUCCAUCUGGAGCCCAGCCAUCUCGCCCCUGCCCGACCCCCUGGCCUCCUCCUCGGCCCCUUGCAUGCAGCGGCCCUCACCUUACCCCAUGAGCUACGGCCAGCCAUCAGCUUACACCCAAGGCUACGCCAGCACCACCUCCUACUUCACCGGCUUGGACUGCAGUGCCUACCUGUCCCCCAUGCACUCGCAGCUGUCAGGCACCGGGGGCGCUCUCAGCCCGAUCACUGUGCCCUCAAUGGGGGGCUCCUUAAGUCAGUCUCCGGCCUCACUGUCCUCACAGGGCUACAGCACAGCCUCCUCCCUGGGCUUCACCUCUGUUGACUGCCUGGACUACAAGGACCAGCAGGCCUGGAAACUGGGCUUCACCACAAUGGACUGCCUGGACCACAAAGACCAAAACUCCUGGAAGUUCCAGGUGCUCUAGAAAGUGAGAAAUUGUGGCGUUGAUGUGUGUCAACAUGUCGUGUGUCAGUGAGUCCCAUGUGAGGUAGUGUGAGGCAGUUCUGCCGGAGGACUUGUCGUCUUUGAUUCUCAGUUUCAUGUUUGUAAGAUUUUGUUUUAUUUUCUAAAGGUGACCUCUGUAGCAACGCAUUUUAUUUGAAAGACUUUGGGGAUGUGAGGACUGUGAGUGACAGUGCUGCCUGACUGCACAUCAUGUCUGUUGUCCUCUUCAUGCUACGUUAUCUAAGAGAACAAACGCCUUUAAAGAGCUUGUAGGAGAAGACUGGAGUCCUACGUCUGGAAACACACUGAGCCAUCUCUCCUUCUGACAUCAGCCACAUGAACACAACACUUGUUCAUUUUGUUUUAAACCUGCAUUACCAUAUAGUGAAAGGAGAACUGCUUUAAUUUGAAGGGGCUUUCAAGUCCUGUAGGUCACUCCUUCUUUCAGGGUUGAUUUAUUGUAAGCUAUUUAUUAUUAUUUUAUUCUACACUUAAAUAUGUAAUUUGGUUGCGUUUAGAUCUUUUUGAGCGUUUGUGUUGCGUAUUACAGUGUUAGCCCUUAGUGUUAUCAUUCUGAUCUGUUCAUGGAAAAAAUUAGAUCUUCUGUUUUAGUUGUGUGAUUUAUUAAAGUGAUUUAUUCUUUA
Messenger RNA from Seriola aureovittata, 1883 nucleotides. RefSeq names its product cone-rod homeobox (gene crx). The coding region runs from base 332 to 1219 and encodes 295 amino acids. Gene Ontology annotation, molecular function: RNA polymerase II cis-regulatory region sequence-specific DNA binding; DNA-binding transcription factor activity, RNA polymerase II-specific. Gene Ontology annotation, biological process: multicellular organism development; regulation of transcription by RNA polymerase II. The record is from RefSeq and is a predicted model, not a curated record. The transcript is spliced from 3 exons. Gene Ontology annotation, cellular component: nucleus. NCBI's taxonomy places the organism in Eukaryota, Metazoa, Chordata, Actinopteri, Carangiformes, Carangidae.